CUGCGUCAGUCGGUCGUUUCCUCAGGUAGGAGUGGAUAACCUUGACAAAUCCGCGCACGGUUGUAGCCCCCUUCAUUCACUCGGCGUUCUUCUUCCGGCGCAGAGAUGCCGUGAUGGAUCUCAAACAAGUGAAAGAGUGGGGCGUGUUAAUUUGCCACUGUUGAUAAUAAGAGCCACUUCGUGCGUCACGGUGCGCUCUCCACCCUGCACGUCAAUUGUUGGCAGUGCAGCAUGUGAUGCUCCGUCCUGCACUGUCCUGUGAGCGCUCAGUCAGUACCACAGCCGCACACACACAUACACAUGCUCGUGGUGGAUGUAUUCAUGCCUCUCUCCAGAUAUUCUCUGACAACUGCGAUCGCUUAAACCCGGAUUAUACUGCUGUACAAGACUCACGGACUGAAGCCAAGAACUGAAAUCCAGCAAUCGCUCUUCAGCAUCGCUCUUCCUUUCAUCCCCACCUGACGUUUGGCCUCCGUCACUUCUUCCCGUCUCUCGCUCUCUGUUUCUCUCUCCACUCGCCCCCACCCCCACCCCCCCUCCUGACCCUCAGCCUCCCUGAUGCCUAAGAACAGCAAGGUGACACAGCGCGAGCAGAGCCAUGAGCACGUCACAGAGUCGGUGGCUGACCUGCUCGCACACGAGGAGCCGCUCGACUACAAGAGCAGCUCCCUGAAUGUCGGAGGGGCGGCGGGGAAGAAAGUCCCUCAGAUAGAGGUCCCUGAAAACGAUGGGCGACCCGCCUGGAACAGCAAACUGCAGUACAUCCUGGCCCAGGUGGGCUUCUCUGUGGGCCUGGGGAACGUGUGGCGCUUCCCUUACUUGUGCCAAAAGAAUGGAGGAGGCGCCUAUCUGGUUCCUUACUUCAUCCUCCUCCUCAUUAUUGGCAUCCCUCUCUUCUUCUUGGAGCUGGCAGUGGGUCAGAAGAUCAGGCGUGGAAGUAUCGGGGUGUGGAACUACGUCUGUCCCCGCCUGGGUGGAAUAGGAAUGUCAAGUCUGAUGGUGUGCGGCUUUGUGGGUCUCUACUAUAAUGUGAUCAUCGGUUGGAGCAUUUUCUACUUCUUCCAGUCCUUCCAGUAUCCUCUCCCAUGGAGUGACUGCCCAAUCAGAAAGAAUGGGACACUUGCCAUUGUGGAGCCAGAAUGUGACAAAAGCUCGGCUACGACCUAUUUCUGGUACCGGCAGACUCUGAACACGACCAGCACCAUCGCAGAGAGCGGCGGCCUCAACAUCAAAAUGACCCUGUCUCUGCUGGUAGCCUGGAUCAUUGUCUGCCUCGCCGUCAUUAAAGGAAUCGCUUCCUCUGGGAAGGUGAUGUACUUCAGUUCUCUUUUCCCCUACGUGGUGCUGUUCUGUUUCCUGGUCAGGGGUUUAAUGCUGAAGGGCUCCGUAGAUGGUAUCGCUCACAUGUUCACUCCCAAGUUGGAGAAGAUGCUGGAGCCGCAGGUGUGGAGGGAGGCCGCCACCCAGGUCUUCUUUGCCCUCGGUCUGGGUUUUGGAGGAGUCAUUGCCUUCUCCAGUUACAAUAAGAUUGACAACAACUGCCACUUUGAUGCCGUGCUCGUCUCUGUCAUCAACUUUUUGACCUCCAUUUUGGCCACACUGGUUGUGUUUGCUGUGUUGGGCUUCAAGGCAAACAUCAUGAAUGAAAAGUGUGUUGUGGAGAAUGCAGAAAAGAUCCUGGGAUACCUCAACUCCAACGUCCUGAGUCAUGAUCUUAUUCCUCCACAUGUGAACUUUUCCCAUCUCACCACGUCGGACUACGCUGAGAUGUACGGGGUCAUUAAAACGGUCAAAGAGGACAGCUUUCCCCAGCUGGGUCUGGAGCCGUGUGUUCUGGAGGAUGAGCUGAACAAAGCUGUCCAGGGCACCGGCCUGGCCUUCAUCGCCUUCACAGAAGCCAUGACGCAUUUCCCAGCAUCUCCCUUCUGGUCAGUCAUGUUCUUCUUCAUGCUCAUCAACCUCGGUCUGGGCAGCAUGAUCGGCACCAUGACUGGCAUCACCACACCUGUCCUUGACGCCUACAAAGUCCAGAAGGAGCUUUUUACAGUGUGUUGCUGCAUCAUCGCUUUCUUAUGCGGCUUGUUGUUUGUUCAGCGGUCGGGAAAUUACUUUGUCACCAUGUUCGAUGAUUACUCGGCUGGUCUGCCUCUCACUGUAGUGGUCAUCCUGGAAAAUCUGUCUGUUGCUUGGAUAUAUGGCACCAAAAGGUUCAUGCAGGACCUGGAGGACAUGUUAGGUUUCCGACCUUAUAUCAUCUAUUUCUACCUUUGGAAGUACGUCUCCCCUUUCUGUCUUAUCGUUCUCAUCUCGGCCACUGUCAUCGAGAUGGCCAUCAGCCCACCAGGAUACAACGCCUGGGUUCAAGAGCUGGCUCAGGAACGCUUCCAGAGCUAUCCUCCCUGGGCUCUGGCCAUGUGCUUCGCUCUUAUCGUUGUGGCCAUGCUUCCGCUCCCUGUUGUCUUCAUCGCCCGACACUUCAACUUGAUGUCAGACGGCUCUAACAAGCUGUCUGUCUCUUACCAUAAAUCUAUGAUGAAGGACAUAUCCAACCUUGAGGAGCAGGAUGAGGCUAGAUUCAUCCUUGGAGGCAAACCAGGCGAGGCCCCAUCAUCAGGGCCAGCACGUAAACCCUUCCUGACACCUGGAGGAAACAAAGCCAUGGACUCCCUGUCUCCAAACAUCUGCUAUGGUACUAGCUACCAAAAUGCUGCCAUAAGCCCCACCACACCAACUACACCAAGCACACCUCUCACACCAGAGUCUGACUCUUGACUGUUGCCCAGCCUUGACAGACUCCCCUCUGACCACCCCUGUAGCACAACUUUACCCAUGAGGUCUCCACUGGAGCUCAGCACAGCUCCAGGAAUCCUCACCACUGCCCUGCUAAUGCCACAAAACUGUACGUAGCCAUCCAGUUUAUGAGCGCUUCCAAAAUAACACGAAGGAACUUCAUGAGAAGAUUUCCAGAAUGUUUCCGAGCAUCUGGAAGUUAGAAAACAGGAAAUAAGGGAUGCAUUUCACUCUUUUACAAUAAACGAAACUCUGGAAACAGGUUGAGAUUAACAGUGACACACUACAUCUGUAUAUAUUUAAAAACAUCAGGUUAAUGUGUUCAGAAUGAAGUUCUGUGAUCUGAUUUUCUUUGCCUUAGUUUAAGGAUCCCCUAGCAGACACCGACCCCAUAGUAUAAGGAAAAUGUCUGCACAGUGCAGGUAGUGUGAAAGAGUGAAUGUAGUAGAGUUUGUGAGGUUCUGCUGGUUUCCUAUGUAGCAAUAAUGGGUGUCAAAGCCAUGUACCACUUAAUACGCAGCAGGUUUUCUUUAUAUUAGAUGUUAUGCAGUCGACAAGGUGCAGCUGAAAAGUUCCAAAACCAUACCUGAUUCAGAUUUGGACAAAUUGUUCUUCAAGGUCAUGCUCAGCACAGCUGUGGGAAGUCCCAUUUUCACUCCACAGUGUGCUCUGUGAAUUCAAGUCACAACUAAACUCUACUGUAACGUCCUGAGGUGUCUGAGGAAGACAUUCACAGCAAACCACCUGACCUGUGGUGUUUGCCACUGUGUGUUGGCACACAAGGAAUC
This is a messenger RNA of Haplochromis burtoni (Burton's mouthbrooder), 3578 nucleotides long. RefSeq names its product sodium-dependent neutral amino acid transporter SLC6A17. Gene Ontology annotation, cellular component: plasma membrane; synaptic vesicle. The transcript has 12 exons. Gene Ontology annotation, biological process: alanine transport; sodium ion transmembrane transport; proline transport. Lineage: Eukaryota; Metazoa; Chordata; Actinopteri; Cichliformes; Cichlidae. Bases 559 to 2772 code for a protein of 737 amino acids. The record is from RefSeq and is a predicted model, not a curated record.